GGUCUACAACAGUCGAAACCGGUGCUCUUCGGUGAGUGGUCGGCGCUGCCGUUGUUUUUCGUUUUUUACAAAAUCGAUUAGACAAUUUUACCGUUUCCGAUACCGCUAUAGAGCAAAAAAAUUAUUGGGGUCUAACGCGUUGAUGAUUUUUAUCUAGUAUUCGAUUCGUUUUUUUUGAAUUAUUGAAAGUUGAAUUUAACCAACUAAUAUUAGAGUCAAAAUGGAAAACGCAACGACUGACUAUUGUACUAUGUUUGCCAAGGAAGGGCUGGUGGUUGACGGAUACAUAGUGUCUCCGAAUGAAGUACAUAAACGAGCCAGCAUCAGCCAAGUAAAAGAACGAGAACUGUCAAAGAAAACUCAAGACUCCCAAUCGAACUGUAUUAAAACGUAUUCACUAUUAGAAUACCAUGAAGUGGAACCAUACUUACAAUCAAAUCCGUAUAUUACCUCAGGUUACAGAAAUAAAUUAUCAACUAAAAAGUGUAUAGAAAGUAUAUUUUGGCUAACGAAUGAAACUAUCAAUAUAUGGUCUCAUUUGUUUGGCUGGAUGUUGUUUUUUGGCUUAACUAUUUAUGAUCUUAUGAUAGUGGAUAUUCGAGCUUCUCAAUUUGACAGACUCGUUGUGGUACUUCUUCUAGGAUGUUUUCAGAUUUGUAUGAUAAUGUCUUCGAUUUAUCACACAUUUGGAUGUAAGUCUGAGAAACAUUUUCAUUGUUUUUUAUCAUUUGAUUUGUUCGGCAUUGCAAUGAGUUUAUUGGCCAUUUACUUAUCAGGAAUUUACUAUGCAUUUUGGUGUCAUUCUACGAUCCAAACAUUUUAUCUGGCUACCGUAUUUUUCAUUUUUGUUGCUUGUAUGAUUAUGCAAAUACCAAAACUUGAAGUUAGUGAUACUAUGAAAAUGGUUUCAUUUGUAGCAUGGGCAGCAUAUGGAGUCAUACCAUCAUUCCAUUGGUUCCUAAUAAUGGGAGGUUGGGAAAAUCCGUUAGUUUCUAAAUUGUUGCCGAGAAUUUUCUACAUAUAUUUUUUCAGUGCUUUGGCAUUUUUUAUAUAUGCUACUAAAGUACCAGAAAGAUUUUUUAAAGGCAAAGUGAAUUACUUUGGAUCUUCUCACCAAUGGUGGCAUUUUCUAGUCGUAUACAUCUUGUACUAUUGGCACAACACUGGCAUUUUGUACAUUGAAUACAGAAUGAACCAUAGCUGCGCUGUUAAUUUAUAACUAUAACGUUGAUAUUUAAUUGAGUUUGUGUAUAUUAUAUUUUAUUUAAAUUAUUUUUGUACCAGAUUAUUUUUGUGAUAUUCGGUUAAAAUCAAACACAUAUAUUUAUGUAUUAUGAAAUAUAUAAACUGUGAUGCAAAGUUCAUAUUAUAUUGGUUUGAUAAUUAUGUUUUCAUUAUUUAUCACUUAGGUGUAUAUUGAGGUUGAAAGAAAUAGCCAAAUUUUUGUUUUUGGUCCAUCAGCUCAAUUAUCGAAAAUUCUUUUCGAUAUAUAAUUAUUUUAAGUUAUUAUUCAAUAAACUUUAUCAAAUUUUGGUUUA
Daktulosphaira vitifoliae (grape phylloxera) is the source of this 1538-nucleotide messenger RNA. Its product is annotated as progestin and adipoQ receptor family member 3-like. The record is from RefSeq and is a predicted model, not a curated record. Gene Ontology annotation, molecular function: signaling receptor activity. The transcript has 7 exons. Lineage: Eukaryota; Metazoa; Arthropoda; Insecta; Hemiptera; Phylloxeridae. Bases 221 to 1219 code for a protein of 332 amino acids. Gene Ontology annotation, cellular component: membrane.